GUCAAGAUACACCCCCGUUCUCUGGCAAGAAGAACAGAAAUAAAAUAUAUUCAACUACUGGAAAUAUACCCACCUCGCACUGACGAGUCGUCUUCUUUUUUUUUUUUUUUUCCAUCCAGGGCCUGCUCACUUCGGUCGCGUCUCUCUGCCCAUCAUGAGCGCACCUCAAGCCAACGAGGCGGAAAAGAAUAUUGAAAUAUGGAAGGUUAAGAAGCUCAUCAAGCGUCUCGAGGCAGCCAGAGGGAAUGGAACCUCUAUGAUUUCCUUGAUCAUUCCUCCGAAAGAUCAGGUCUCCCGGGCCGCAAAGAUGUUGGCUGAAGAAUACGGUACCGCUUCCAACAUCAAAUCGCGAGUCAACCGUCUCUCUGUGUUGUCCGCCAUUACCUCCACCCAACAGCGUCUCAAGCUAUACAACAAAGUCCCUCCCAACGGCCUGGUCGUUUACUGUGGUGAAAUUAUCACCUCCGAAGGAAAAGAACGAAAGAUCAACAUCGAUUUCGAACCGUUCAAGCCUAUCAAUACUUCCCUUUACCUUUGUGAUAACAAAUUCCACACCGAAGCUCUGAGCGAGUUGCUCGAGUCUGACCAGAAAUUCGGCUUUAUUGUCAUGGACGGUAACGGUGCUCUUUUCGGAACACUCAGUGGAAAUACCCGAGACGUUAUUCAAAAGUUCUCUGUUGAUCUACCCAAGAAGCACGGUCGUGGUGGUCAAUCUGCUCUGCGUUUCUCCCGUCUUCGAGACGAGAAGCGUCACAACUACGUCCGCAAGGUUGCCGAAUUGGCUGUGCAGAACUUUAUCACCGCCGACAAGGUCAACGUGGCCGGUCUCAUUCUUGCUGGUUCUGCCGAUUUCAAGAACGACUUGAACCAGUCCGAUAUGUUCGAUCAACGUCUGCAGAGCAAAGUCAUCAAAGUUGUCGAUGUCUCUUACGGUGGUGAGAACGGCUUCAACCAGGCCAUUGAAUUGGCUGCUGAGACUCUCGGAAACGUCAAGUUCAUCCAGGAGAAGAAGCUGAUCGGCAAAUACUUCGAGGAAAUCAGCCAGGACAGCGGAAAAGUAUGUUACGGUAUUGACGAUACUCUUAAAGCUCUUGAACUGGGUGCUGCAGAGACCCUGAUUGUUUACGAGAAUCUCGACGUGACUCGCUGGGUCUUGAAGGCAUCCGAUGGAUCAGAGAUCAUUCUUCACACAACCAAAGCCCAAGAAUCGAACCGAGAAAUGUUCAUGGACAAGGAAUCCGGCCAAGAGAUGGAAAUCAUCGAACAGGGCUCCUUCCUUGAAUGGCUCGCUGAGAAAUACAAGGACUUUGGUGCUACCUUGGAGUUUGUCUCUGACCGUUCGAGCGAGGGCAACCAGUUCGUCAAGGGUUUUGGUGGUAUCGGUGCCUUGCUCCGAUACAAGGUCAACUUUGAGCAGCUUGCUGACGUCGACGACGAUGAUGAAUUUUACGACGAUUGACGGUCCUGCGACCUCGCAGGGAGCGAGGAUGAGCGCCCAGAAAUUCCCCCAGCGGAUGUUCUGACGGCUCGCCGCGUGAAAAGCAAAGCCGUUGCCAAACAGAUUUUCGAGGCCGUUCUUGUGAAAGUCGGUUGUUUUGAAACUGAAAUAUCCGCCAACUUGGUCCGAGGCCCAUCCAAGCUCCACGACUUUGUGGAUACAUUCACCAGUACGGCAUGUGUGACUCGAAAUUUUUGAAGAAGAAGAAGGACCUUUUUCUUUCUUUCGAUAUGUCAUGAGGAAAAGAGAAGAGAUUCGUUUUUCUUGUGGUAAUAGGAAAAAGAGAAUAGUAUAUCUUGUUCACGAUUAUAAAAAGAAUUUUGAAAACACUCUUUUGUUUGAUAGACUGUCUGAUACCAAUGCAACAACUUGACAAU
Talaromyces stipitatus ATCC 10500 is the source of this 1875-nucleotide messenger RNA. RefSeq names its product peptide chain release factor eRF/aRF, subunit 1. Bases 155 to 1459 code for a protein of 434 amino acids. The record is from RefSeq and is a predicted model, not a curated record. The transcript has 5 exons. Gene Ontology annotation, biological process: cytoplasmic translational termination. Lineage: Eukaryota; Fungi; Ascomycota; Eurotiomycetes; Eurotiales; Trichocomaceae. Gene Ontology annotation, cellular component: cytosol; translation release factor complex. Gene Ontology annotation, molecular function: translation release factor activity, codon specific; sequence-specific mRNA binding.